Molecule: messenger RNA, 407 nt
Organism: Leguminivora glycinivorella
Lineage: Eukaryota; Metazoa; Arthropoda; Insecta; Lepidoptera; Tortricidae
Product: kappaPI-actitoxin-Avd3e-like
Exons: 3
Coding region: 5-334 (109 amino acids)
Molecular function (GO): serine-type endopeptidase inhibitor activity
Source: RefSeq, a predicted model, not a curated record
CAAAAUGGCGCGAAAAAUCACGUUGUGUUUGAUUUUGAUGAUGGUGGUGUGCCUUGUCUAUGGUGCGGGAUCAGAUUGCGAGCUUCCAAAAGAGGUUGGAAAUUGUAAAGGCAGAAUGAAAAGUUUCUACUUCGACAUAACGAGCCACAAGUGCCGGCUGUUUAUGUAUUCGGGCUGCGGCGGCAACGGGAACCGCUUUAACUCCCGCGACGAGUGCCAGUUCGCCUGUCACUACUUCAUGGAGCUCCGGCCAGGCAACGCGCCGGGACCACAGAUUACUAAUAUGUACCUGCCUGGACCUGAGGGUCCUGAGGUGCAACCGCAAGAAUCUUAGACCUGAUUUUAGUCACAUUGCGGGCUGUUGAGGUUACACACACUUUUGCACGGCCAUGAAAUACCGCAAUGUA